GUGUGUGAAAAGAAAUGUAGGUUGCCAAAUAGAACAAAAAAAAAGUAGGCGAAUUUUUAUAUGUAACAAAUAGAAACAUGGCUGCAGGAAUAUGACCGACAUUUGUGUGUCUUAAACUAUUCCAGGCAUUUAGACUAACCAAUCGAACAUUGCCAUUCCAUUGUGUAACUCUGACGUCUAAAACUAGACUAUGGAUCUAUGUUUAUGCAUCUAUGUGUAGAUUUUAUCAUUGGAUCCAUGUCAUUCGAUUUCUGUGUUGUUUUCUAUGGAUACAUUUUUUAAAACCCAUACCAACUACACGUGACCUGUGUUUUGUGUGUAACACAGGUCAAUGACUGAAUGGAAAGACACAUUUCUUGGAUUUAACCGCUUAUAUCACAUUAUCAGUGAAUAAUCAGUGUCAUGCCUUUAUUUAGGAUAAAAAUUAUAUGAAAUAUAUAGAUCUAGAAUCUAACCUAGUCUAGAUUAUUAAGGCUUAAGGACUUGAGAUUAGCGGCUUUACGAUUCUAGAAUUAAGUUUACUGAUUACAUUUAUAAUUUAGAUGAGAUCUGAUAGUAGUGAUAGCUAGAUCUAGAGACUUCACACAGUCACGGUAUAAUUCAUAAUCGUUGGUGAACUAGCAAGCAGAAUCAGACACUUCAGUCUUCAGACAGACUGGAUAUAGACUCUAUAGAUCUAGAUCUUUAUCUACGACUUGAUCUACCUCAAGUGUGUGAAUGAAUGUGAUGUGUCAGGAAUAACACAAGACACAAGUGUAAUAACUGAGUUAAACUCUGCAGGUAAUGAAUGCUGCAUCAGGCAAAAUGUCUUUGGGACAGGUGCUUUAGGGCCAUUCAAGUAAAGCGUUCCAAACCAUGCCCCACGGAGCGAUCCCGUUUCCAUUCGGUGACUGCCGGAUCUGCAACGACAAGGCCACAGGCUUUCACUAUGGAGUAGCCACCUGCGAAGGGUGUAAGGGCUUCUUUAAACGGAGCAUCCCCAAGGGAGACAAGUACACAUGCUUCUUCGGCGGUCACUGCACCAUCACCCCUUUCAAUAGGAACCGCUGUAAGGCUUGUCGGUUCAAACGUUGCCUGGACAAUGGGAUGGCCAUUGACGCCGUCAAGAUGGGUCGAAUUCCUAAAGUUGAGAAAGAGAGAGCACUUCUGGAAAAUAGGUUGCAGACCAGAUCGGACCAUCACAUGGAAGUGGAAGAAGGCGAUAUUAAUAUGUCCAGCUCGUAUAGCUGGUCUGAGUCUACCAGAAACCAGGACAGGUUAGUACAAGAGAACAGUCACGGAGGACACAUCUCUAGAAUCGACGCCCGAUCGGAACAUGGGUCAGUCUCGAAAGACUGGACACACAAUGACAUUCCAUUAGGGCCUCCGAGGCCGCUGGCCCACGCGCCAAAACCCACAACCCACGCACAUCGCAGCUACAGCUGCGAGGGACGAGAGAUGCCUGAGCUUAUCUCCGAAUGGAAAAAUUGUCACGAUCUCAAAUCUUCAGUGGAUUCGAACUAUAAGGGCGAGACCAUCAACAAUCACCACCUUUCAGAACAUGCCACAUCAUUUUCCACGUCGGACCCAGCGCUUUACCAGGACUUUCUUGGCUCAGAUCAUCUCAUGGGUAACGCCAAAGGACACACCACGAGCCGGUCCAGCAAAGGUUUUCUUGAACAUGCGCAGCACGAUAGUGCUCGCAUGUUUCAUUCAUCUGUCACCAUCAAAACAGAACCAGAUUGUUCUUACGGCAACGAACCCAACGGGGAAUCGUGGGACGGCUUGUACGCUCAACCGUCUGAAAUAAGCUGCCACUCUGCUGGUACAAACUUAACUAGAUUUCCCUUAGAAAACUGCGCUCAGCCUCUAUUAGGCGACUGCCGUGCAGUUUCCUCUUGGGGAAAUUCGUUCGACGAUGCCGAAUCUGAUACGAAAUGUGAGAUUAAAAGAGUACAACCCAUCCAGCCAUUUAACCUGGUUGAAAAAGCAGCAGCUGGUUUGGACGUUAAAGAACCACACCGCGUCGACAAGGAUAGAAAUAUGUCCGCCUUGACGCCCAAAACACCAGCGCCAUGUCGAAGCAGCUACAGUCCAGAUAUUAUCAAAGUGUUACUCGACCAGGUGGGAGGAGAGAGGAUAAAGGGCAUACAGCAUCAUAUCAUGACCACCGUGGCCAAGACGUUUGGACCCGAGGAAUACGAGGCUACAAAGCAAUUGCUCAGCUCCUACACCGAACGUUCGGAACAGAAGCCAACCGAGCCUGCACCGCUCCCUUACCACGAACCGGACAAGCCCUUUCGUUCUUCUGGUAUCUCUCAGGCAGCGGGCAGCACAUCACAGCCAUUUACCACAUUCGGCGCGGGGGUCAACGCUAUGCAGCCGAAGCCUAUGUCAAAUCAUAGAGACUCGAUUCCUAUCAUGAAUGGCCUGGCCCUAAACCACAAGGGCCAGUGGUGUGCUGAAACUAAUUGUGAAAUCAUGGGUCCCUUCCCGAGGGAUAAGGUCAACAGUUCAAAACAUGUUAGUGAUGCAGGGCUUCUUUCCAACGCGGAGCUAAUGGAGACAGAGGAUGGAUUAACUCUUUGUUCUUCAGAUGAAUUAAGUAAUGGCUUACUCGGGGAUCACUAUGAUUCAUUGAUGAAUCUCGGAGCAUCUGAUAAGAUGGACAGCUCCAUCCCUCACAACUUGGACGUGGACAAGGACAGCACGAACCCUAGAGGCCUGGAUGAGUUGUCGAUGUCGGAGUGUUCACAGAGCUUGCUGAAAGCCUACGUGAAGCACAUGGACGCCCUGGUCAAGAAAUAUGACAGCAUGAAUGAGUUUAUCAAAAAUAAGUCCUCGCUGCCGACUCAUCCACUGACUUCGGAAGGAAAAGACUUGGUCUACAAUCUCAUUAUAUCUGGCAUCCCAGAAAUCAACAGGUCUAUUAUUGGCUUUUGUCAAGACGUGCCAGGGUUUGCCACUCUUGCCAAGGGAGACAAAGAACUUCUCAUCAAGAGAGGCUACUAUGAUAUAUGGAUAAUGACCAACAGCAAACUUUUCUAUGACAAUGAGAGCUACCUCCAGCUGGUGGAUGGCACAUUUUACACCCGGGCAUGGAUGGAGAAAAUUCUGAGCCCUAGUAUUGUGGACAAGAUUAUCUCCUUCACCAACAAGUUCAACAAACUAGAGUUAAGCAACUUGGAGUUGGCAAUCUUGUGUGCCAUACAGCUGACAGCUUCAGGCCAUGAAUCUUUAGAGUUUGAGAGAGCAGAAAGCAUCCAACAGGUCAAUGGUUAUUAUCUUGAUUUGCUGGUUGAGGAAGUGUCCAAGAGGCGGCCUGCUUACUGCUCAAGAAUACUUCUUGAUUUGUUUCGAUUGCUGCCAGACUUGAUAGAAUUGAACAGGUUACAGAGAGAAAUAAUAGCCAGCAUGUCAACUGAAGGUUGCCCAGAAAAAGUUGAUUACAAGCCUGAGUUUAAAGCCAGUCUCAAUGAAAAUGAUUUGGCAAUCUUUGAUCAAUGUUAAUCAAUGCUGUUGAAAGAUAUAGAUGUAAAGUUAUUGGAAAAUCUUACAGAAUUGUGACCACUUAUAAACAUCUUUAUUCAAUACAGUUGAUACUUAGCUGCCAGAUGGUUAAAGCCACACAAUUUUUCUACACAGUGUAUAAAUAACAUGGAUUUAUGCUAGUACUGACAGGAAAAUAGACGUGUGUGAUGGUGAACAAGAUGUUAAGCUACAACAAACAAAAAGUUGCAACAUUGUUCCUGAAACAAUGCAUUUUCCUUCCAAACUACAAACAUUCUAGACUUGUUUAUCUACCAGCUUUUAUUAAAGUAAACUGUAUGUUAAGUGCAGUCUGUCAGAAUAUAAAUGUAUGUAUGUAUAUAAACAACCUCUGAGUAAUUUGACUUAUUAUAGCACAGUGAGUAAGAAGAGGGUUAGGGGUUAGGGACAUAAAAAGACAAGACAAUAUAAUGAGGAUAAAUAUAAUGUGUUUUUUUUUUUUGUCUAUUCCUUUUUAUGUUAUUUUUCUAUAACCCAUCGUAGAGAUGUUCAUUUAUGGUUCGAGAUGACCGAGUCCCUUUUAUGAACCAUGUGACCCGGGAAAGGCUUUUAUCCCGUGGCCAGGAUGAGGAAUUGGCUCUUCACCAACCCGUCGGUCUGGAGUCCCCCAGCGACUAGAUGAUCAUUUAAUCACAUCCGUCUGGUCUUGAGAAACUGUCCCUUGAGCCAAUGACAUGAGUUCCUCCUCUCAUGCGAGGCCGGAGGCUGAGCCCACAGGAUGGCCCUCCAUAUGCCUAUACUGUCCCACUGACCAUGUGGGGGGACCAUCACCACCCGUAUGGUUCCCGUUGGGGAACGAAGCAAUGGGGGUUUUGGACUGGUUAGCAAGCCUUUCUCACAUCUCCACCACGUGCAGGUAUACUCGCUAGAGCAUGCAGUGGUAGCUCACUGGGAGGCAUGUUUGCUCUCGUACUUAACCUUUCCGCUUCCCCUGGCAGACGUUUCCACGGAGGUGCCAGCUGAGGCAAUGGGAGCAUUUCCUCCGCUAUAACCCAUCAGAACCUGACAUCCUACUUCUGCAACAUUAUCAAAACAAAAAACAAAACUACAAGUUUCUUUGUUUGGCCUGUAAUUUCAAGCAGAAGUCAACAGCCAACUGCCUUGAUUUACUUAUGCUCGAGAGCGAUGAUCUAGCCAAAGUCCCAAUAUCUUCAUCAGAACUCAUAUGUUAGUCGCUAAAUACCUAACUACUUAGUCAGUGGUUUUUAGGGGCGGGGAGUUGGUCUGUUGUUUCCUGUGUAUCAGAUAUACUAUAUAUAAAUGUUGUUUCCUGUGAUAAACAAUUUAAAACAGUGCCAUUAUUGUUCUGAAUGUGAAAAGAAAAGAAAAACCAUAUUAAUGUUUAUGGACUUGAUAAAAUCUGUAUUCGGGUUGAUAUUACCCAAAUGUUGAUAUUCAACAUUAUGAAUGUAUCAAGCAUGUAUUAGUGUGGUGUUGAGUACAUAUCAUUAUGUGAUGUAAUUACAAGACAUGUGCAAUGCCAGACUGUAGUUUCCUGAUCACUAAACAAAAUUGCAUUGCAGGAACAGGAGUACAGAUGUGACUUAUUAUUUGUUUUUUUUUUAUUUCAGCCUAUAGUUUAUUACCUGCUUGUAACAAAAGAAACUUUUUAAAAUGCAGAUUUAUAGCUUAAAAAUAAAAGGGAAGAAAGCUAAAAUCAUUUUCUUUGAAAAAAAAUCACUCUUUAUUCAUUUAUUUGUAAGUUCCGACUAAAUUAUCAAUUUUGCUCAUUUGUAUAUCACUACCCUGUUGUGAUUAAUGUUCAAUACACUAAAAAUAAUUAAUUUAUAAAUUUACAUUUUAAACUUUUAGUUCCAAAUUUAAAGGCUAGUCAAAUGGAAAAAAAAUUUGGGAAAGAUAAUAAUUAAUAAUAUGAAAAUAUAAUCCUAAUUGAAUUUCUGUCUUACAUAGUAACAUAUAAUUAUAAAAUGUGCAAAUAAAUUAUUGAAAGGUUAGUCUUAUCAUAUAGAUCUGUUUUCUUACGAAUUAAAGGAAAGAAAAUGAGCCUAAUUAUCUCAAGUUGGUGACAAAGUACAGGCUGCUGCUACAACCUUUUUUUCUACUUCUACAUUGACAUUGAUAAAUUAUAUUGAUUGUCAUUGAUCAACAUUGUAUCCUUUCCAAUCUCUGCCUCAUCCCUUGUUGCUCCUGGUUUGAUUUCAUCCCUUCUGUUGCACCUGGUUUGAUUUCAUCCCUUCUGUUGCUCCUGGUUUGAUUUCAUCCUUUGUGUUGCUCCUGGUUGUUACAUUGAAUCAACUUGAUUAGUGCAACCAUUAAGUCUUGUCUAUUUAAAGAGUAGCUGACAACUUUAUAACAUGUUUUAAUGUUAUAAGACUUAACGAAUGCUGUUCAUACUGUACAGAGGUCUGAAAACUGCUUGUCAUCAAUUCAGUAAUGUAGGCCUUCUAGAUCAUUGACAUGUCCAUGUACAUAGCUCAAGACCAUUUUUGUACCUAAUGAAAACUUAAUUCAUCUCAGUUAACUAAUAUAAUAUUUCUUUCGCUAAUGCACCAGUGAAUGACUUUCAAAUCUUGAUCUACAAUUUUUCUUUUGAUUGUUAACACUUUGUUUACUCCAGAUUGUCACUUGAACAAUUUCUGAAAGAUUGGCAUGAACAAGUUUCUCCCUUUAUGCUUGAAACAUUUGGACUUUCAAUUUGAUCUCAUUUGUUGGAUUCUUUUAUAUACAAAAUGCCACAUUCUUCUGCUAUUGAAUUUUAUGUUGUCUUUUUUUUUUAAGACUAUUGUUGUGUUAAGCCCUUAAUAGACCUCAUUCACCAAUUGUAAACAAACAACAUUUAGCCACGUGAUUCUAUAUAUCUUCUAUACAAAUUAUGUAAUCCAUAGUGGCUGUCACGUGAUACAUAUUUUUCAUUGUUUUAUCAAUAUUAUGACGUGGCUAAAUGUGUUUAUUUACGAUUGGUGAAUGAGGUCCAUUAUCAGAUAAUCAGUACUGUAUGUUAAGCCCUUAACUAUCAGUACUGUAUGUUAAGCCUCUUACUAUCAGUACUGUAUGUUGUUAGUCAAUAUCUGAUCGGUGUCAGUUUUUUUUUUUUUUCCAUUUAUUGCCUUCAGACAAAUUGUGUGUCUUCUGGAAGGUGAACAUUUCUGUUGUUUGUAACUCCCACUAGGCAGGAAAUGUGAAAUCCUGCUGUGGACUUUGUUUUCAACCAUGUAAAUAGUGGACUCUUGUUGUUUGAAAAAUUAACCAUGUAAACGCAUUAUGAAAUCAGUGCCCGGUGUUGAUUGAAGCAUUCUGGGAGGAAUAAAAGCUCAAAGCAAAAAGAUAAUUCAAGACUUAGCAAAAGAUAAUUCAAAACUUAGCAAAAGAUAAGUCAAGCCUUAACAUAUGUUUUAGUUUAUGUGCUGAACAUAUACAUAUUUUUUUUUAGUUUAUAUUUAGAACAUAAACAUUUUAUAGUUUAUAUAUUAACAUAAGCAUGUUUGUAGUUGAAAUACUGGAAUUUCAAAAAUUUCAAUGUGUUGAAAAAAAAAAAAGUGGGGGAAUCACUAGGUUGUUUUCUUUGAAAAAAAAUCACUCUUUAUUCAUUUAUUUUUAAGUUCCGACUAAAUUAUCAAUUUUGCUCAUUUGUAUAUCACUACCCUGUUGUGAUUAAAGUUCAAUAACUUUUUAUUUGUUAUCAGAAAAUGUUAGAUUUGUUAUAGAAUGCACAGCCUUUUUAAAAUAAAAUAAAUUGGUGUUUAUGAAAUGAACUGGAAUACUAUAUUUAGGAUUUUUACAUUUACAUAGAAAAACUUACUGACUGUGUACAAGUCUCUGAAGAACUCGAUCUAGGCAAUAUUUUUUUUAUACAUAUUGGACUAAGUGUAUUUUUUUUGUAAUAGUUGUUCAUAUUUUCAUUCCACUAAUUCUAUAACAUAAAAUAAUUGUCUUGAGCCUGUGUCAUCACUAUGUAGAGAAUCAAUAGUAGAAAAAUUUAGUCUUUUUUUUUUUAGCCCCUACUUUUAAAAAAACAUUGUUUUUGGUAAAAACAACAUUUGAACAGAAAUGUUCAGUAUCAUUCCACAGCCUUUUAGCAUGAACUUUGUUGUUUUGUUUUUUUUUUAAAGUAAAUUUGAUAGUAUUUUUUAAAACAUUUUUUAAUGUCAUGUUUCAAUGAGAACGUUCUAUGUUUCAAUCCUAUCAUUUAAAAAUGAAGUUUCACAUUUCAUUGACACAAAAUAUUUAUUUAUUCUUGGAGCAUUUAGAAAUGGUACAUUUUUGUUUCAUUCAUAUACAAGUCACAACUGCUUGCUCUUUUAAAAUAUAAAAGCACAAAAAUAUUGUUCAUGAAUUCUUGAAACUUGCUUGUUUCAACUUUGUGCCUUUUUCAACUUGAGAACCCUUAAGGCCUAUUUUCUGAACUAUGAUUGAAGUUGUGUUUACACACACAAACUUCCACAUUAACCUUAGAAAUUCUGUCAGAACUGGCUGGUCUGUUUUAUUUAUCGCUAAAAAAGAAGUUUGACUCACUGUCUGAUAUUUUUAAUUUGUUAGAAAAACCUGUCAUGUAUGUUUAAAAGUUGCCUAAAUGUUUUAGUGAUAGAAUUGUUGGUUAGGUUUUAAUUCUCUGCUCAAUACACAUCAUUUUAUUUAUUGAAGAAAAUUAUGGGUUAUUUAUUUAUUAUACAUGCUAUUGAUGUGAAUGUUGUGAUGUUAGGUAGACUAGAGAUGUUUUUAUAGUUUUCACAGUGAUGUGGUUGUAGGAUGACAUUGUUUACUGAUGAGAUGGUUGCAGAACACUGCUUACAGAUGUGAUGGUUGGAAAACAUUGUUUACUGAUGUGUUGUGAAUAAUGUGAUGGUGUUGCUGAUUACAAACAUAUUUUCUAAAUUAGUAGAUCAAUUGUGCUCUUAGAAAAUGCUUAAGUUACGACAUGCUAUUUCAGUUUCAACAGGUCACUAUCUAUAUGAAAUAUAAUAAAUCUAUCAUAUUUGAAAAUAACUUAAGUAAGGAGAUGCUAACUAUGGUUGGCUAUUUCAAGAGUAAUGGUGACUAGAAUAGCCAGAACUGUUUAAAGAACGCAUAAACACACAAAAUACAAAGCCUCAAAAUGAAAAGAAAUGACAACAUAAUGAUGAAUCUCCCAAUGUCUUCAGUUCAUGCUAGCGUUACAGAUGAUGCAGUGCUUUGUUUCUGAGUUCAGAACUCAAAAACAGCUCUCCAUCAGGAUUUUAAAAAUAUUGCUGAGAACUGCAGCAUAAACUAACCCAUCCUAUCCCAUGAUAAAACUACACAGUACAAGUUAACCUUGUAUUGAAGGGACAAUAAAAAUGAAUAUUUAUAACAAAAGUUGUUAUUAAAACAAAUAUUAAAAAAUUAAAGAUAAAUUGUAAUGACACUACAAUGGUUAACACAAUGGCCAACUAGAUUUGCACUUUUUUUUCUCCUUUGAACUUUGUUUUGUAACCACAAUUUUCUUAAUACCAUAAAUAUACAUUAAUACAAUUAUAAACACCAUCAAAAAACAAUUUACAAAUAUUUCUUUUCCUACCAGUUGAAGGGUAUUGAUGCUAAUACGAGUAGAAUGAUUGAAUGUGUACCUCUUAAGACUUGAUCUUUACUAUGGUCAAAGUUAUGUGAGCUUUUCCUGUGCACCUCUUGAUAUAUUUACAUAGGAGGCAAUACUUGAACAGCUUGUUGAACUGUUGUGUUUCCCACAAUGAAGUUCAAAUCAGUUGAUCUUUAUAUCAUGUUAGAAACAUUUGCUCACUCUUACUGUCUCACUAGCUUCAAGUUUGGUUUUUAUUUCAUCAUCAAUGUGACAGUGUCUGACUUAAUUGUCUAUGUUGACAGUAUCUUAUCUUAUUGUCUGUGACAGUGAAUGACUUAAUGGUCUAUGUGACAGUAUCUGACCUUAUUAUCUAUAUGACAAGUGAAUGAUCUUAUUGUCUGUGACAAAUGACUGACUCUAUGUGACAGUUUCUGACUUAUAGUCUGUGACAGUGAAUGACUUUAUUGUCUAUGUGACAGUGUCUGACCUAUUGUCUAUGUUACAAUUGUCUGAUUCAAUGGUCUAUGAAUAUCUAUGAGGCAGGAUCUAUCACUUGAUGACCAAACUCAAAAUUGUAGUUGUUUUUUUUUGUUGUUUUUUUAACAUUUCAAAUUCAUAUCAGUUUUAAAUUGUAUCUCCAUUUAAAAUUAUUCCUACUUUUGUCACUUGUACUCUUCCUGUUCUGUGUUAUUGUUGGUGAUCUCCCCUGUGCUUUGGCUAUUCUCCAUAUUUCUACGUUUGUCUUUCAUGGCCAAAACAAAAAAAAAAAAAAGAUUGACUCUGUUACUUUUUCCCAUUCCAACAUUUUUUAUGUUCACUACUUUCUAGGUGUCUAUAGAUCUCUAUUUAUAAUUCAGCUCUCAAUUCUCAGGCUCAAUAUUUGAAAUUGGUUUGUAACGUCUUUGUCAUUAUUUUAUUUAUUUUUUAAAAUCUAGACGGGUGUAGAAUCAUAUUUUGCUGAUAGGACAUCAUUUAUCAUUUAGGUUUCUGCAAUAUCUUGAUCAUACCUUUGUAUCAGGCUAUCUGGUCAACAGAUUUGCAUUCUCUAAUUUCGCUUCUUUCAAUAUGUAAAUUACAACAUGAGGAUUAGAUUGGAUCUCAGACUAUUUUUUUUUGCUGAUUAGAUAUUAUAUGGUAAAAUAAGAUAAUUAUGAAAAAUGAAUGUUUUUUUUAAAAUCCAAAUCUUGAUUGUAACAAUAUGUACACACAUCGGAUUUGAAUUCAUUGAGAUCAUUGAUUAGUCCAUCUAUUUCCUCUUUCAGACAGCUUUUUGCUGCUCAGUUGUAAGCUCUUUAUUAUUUUGUGCCAUAAUGUUCUGCUGUCCUCAACUGCUCCUCACUGCCAUACAUGGUUUAGGUUUUUCUGGGUUGUUGAAGUAAAAGAUGUUUUUUUUUACUACAUUGUUUGCCAUAGUUUAUUAUACCGUCUAAUAUGAUGCCCUUCUGAUACAGUUUUGUUGUUGCUGGAGUUUAUAACUGAAUCAGAACUAAUGAGAUUGUUGUAUUUGUUUAUUUCAUGUCUGUGUGGAAGAGUUUUAGAAUAUCACUUUGGCUUGGUUUUUCUGUCCAAAAAUUGGCAGGAACUCAUUUGAUGUGUCAAGGUUAUUCCCCUUUUUAAUCCAUUAUUUCACUGUAACCUAUUGAUUAAUAAUUUAGUGGUAUUCUGCUGAAUCUUGAGGUGUAUCAGGUAGAUCUAAUACAGGACCUACUUUCAGGUAGUACAGGACCUAAUAACAUGAAUGAUAUAUAUACAUAUAUAUAUAUAUUAGUUGGCCUAAGACUUACAAUAUUGUAUGGGCAUACUUAACCCCAUUGAAGUGUCAGGAUUAAUACCAUGAAUGAUAAAUAUUAGCUAUCCUAAGACUAAAUAUUAAAUGAAAAUGUCUGUACCUGUGGAUUUGAACACCUUGUGUCCCUCAAUGUUGUCUAGCUGUGGUUCCUUGUGUGGUAUACAUUGUAAUUUUGUUAGUUGGAAGUUGUUGUUUUUUAAUUAACCAACCAAAAAGAGUGAAGAUGUAUACAUUGUCUUAAGUUUAUUUGUUUAUCAUUGGAAACUUUAAAAAAAUAAUUCCUUUUUACUCAAACUAUUUUCUUCUUUCUUUCUCUGUGUUCUACUUGAUUCAUCAUUUAGUCAUGUUGAUUUGUUUUAAAAUGUUGAUUUGUUUUAACAGCCAAAUGUUGUUCUUCUAAAUCAAUGAUUUGAUGUUUUGAAAUCAUUUUGUAUUUAUUUGGUUCUAUACAUGAUAUGUGUUUCAUUAAUAGUGUGAUCUGUUGUGAGCUGUAAAAUAGGCUAUUCGGGACACAGCCUUUUUUUUUUUAUUUAUCUUGAAGAUUUUUAUCAUAUUUUACGGGCCAGCAUACAGCUGGUGUUGAUUUAGCUUCAAUAAAUUGUAUGAUACCAAACUUG
Molecule: messenger RNA, 11428 nt
Organism: Biomphalaria glabrata
Lineage: Eukaryota; Metazoa; Mollusca; Gastropoda; Planorbidae
Exons: 10
Coding region: 856-3489 (877 amino acids)
Biological process (GO): regulation of DNA-templated transcription
Molecular function (GO): DNA-binding transcription factor activity; zinc ion binding; sequence-specific DNA binding
Source: RefSeq, a predicted model, not a curated record